AUGCAUGGUAGUCACAUAGACAGUUUCUUGGAGAAGUGUGACACCAUAAGGAACGAGCUAGCUACCUUUCGUCAAUCUGAUGAUGAGUCUUUAUAUGAGGCAUGGAGAAAAUUCAAGCGCUUACAGAGACAAUGCCCUCAUCACGGUAUCCCAGAGUGGAUGUUAAUCCAAACAUUCUACAAUGGUCUGACCCAUGAGUUCCGCAUAUACAUUGAUGCUGCAUCCGGGGGUUCUCUCAUGACUAAGAACCCAACUGAAGCCAAAGAGCUAAUUGAGAAGAUGGCAGCCAAUGAUAAUUAUCAUCCAGGAGGUCGACAUAGUGUGAAGAAGGGAGGAAAAUUAGAUGUUGAUGCUCUAACUCUUUUGACUAGCUCUGUGCAGGCAUUGACAAGCAAGUUUGACAGACUCCAAGCCGGAACAUCUACUAGCUCACUGGAGACCUAUGAGAUGUGUAAUGUGCAGGGUCACAUUGCACCUAAUUGCCCGAAAAAUUCCAGUGAGAUGUCAAUUGAGGAGGCUAAUGCUUUCUACACCUCUAAUCCUAAAAGGUCGUAUGAUCCUCAUUUAAACACAUACAAUGAAGGGUGGAGAAAUCAUCUGGACUUCUCUUAUAUGAACACUCAAGCUCAAUUGAAUUUUCUGUUGCCACCACCUAGUUUUCAAGCAAGGGCAUCUUUUAAUCACCAACCCAUGAAUCAACAAUUACCACCGCAAACUUCAAAAUACAAUCUUGAUUCCAUUGUGGAGACUUUCACUACUUCCCAACUUCGACAGCAAGAGCUUAUGAAAAAGCAAUUUAAGCUACAAGCAAAGCAAAAUGAACACUUUGAAAGCUCGAUUCAAAUGCUUAUUGCUCAAAAUAAGUGGAUAGAAACUCACCUUUCUCAACUUUCACAACAAGUGAGUUAUUUAUCAACUCUUCAUGAUCAACCAAAAGUUCAAAAGGAACAAUGCAAUGCAGUUUUCUUGAGAAGAGAUGAAUUAUUUUCAAGGAAAAUAGAUGAAAAAGUGUGCAGUGUGGAGUCAAGAAAAGAUGAAAAGUGUGAGGAUGUAAAAAGUCCCAAAUAUGUUGCUCCACCGGCCUAUGAGGAACCGAUGCGCUUCUCCCAAAGGUUGGCAAAAGCCGUGCUCGAUAAACAUUUUGGAAAAUAUUGCGAGACUCUUAAAAAGGAAAUUAAAGAUCAACAUGAUGAUAAGGAAGUAGUAAAUGAGAAAUGCUCUACUCUUUUACGUGAUAGCCUACCACCUAAGCUGCAUGAUCCUGGUUUGCAAAAACUUAAACCUUCCCAUAUUUCUCUUCAAAUGGCUGAUAGGACUGCUAGACUCCCUAAAGGUGUGGUUGAGGAUGUAUUAGUUAAGGUUGGUGAACUUGUUUUUCCUGUUGAUUUUGUUGUUAUGGAUAUGAAAGAAGACCAUAAGAUCCCGAUUAUAUUUGGUCGCCCAUUCCUUGCCACAAGUCAAGCUCUAAUAGAUGUUCUAAAAAGACAAGUGACCAUUAGGGCCCAGGAUAAACAAGUAGUGUUUAAGCUCUUUAAUGAACAUAAUUUUAUAUUUGAUGGUCGUACUUGUUUAAGAAUUGAUGCUACUAACCCUUUGGUUGAUAAGUGUGUAUGUGAUCGAAAUCUUGUGAGAAACGAGGACAAUAUUCCACCAAAUGAUGUGUUUAGCUACAUGAAAGUAAGUUCGGAUACAAAGCAUGUCAAAUAUAAAAUGAAGGAGUCAUUUGGAGGCGGAUAUUUUUAUGGGCAACAUCGCGGAGUUUCUUCUUUGUGUGGUGACCCAGGCUGA
Molecule: messenger RNA, 1788 nt
Organism: Chenopodium quinoa (quinoa)
Lineage: Eukaryota; Viridiplantae; Streptophyta; Magnoliopsida; Caryophyllales; Amaranthaceae
Exons: 3
Coding region: 1-1788 (595 amino acids)
Source: RefSeq, a predicted model, not a curated record